AUGGCUCAACCCAGCAACACCGCUGCUGGAGUUGACAACACUUUCCGAAGAAAAUUUGAUCGAGAGGAAUAUCUACAGCGUGCUCGCGAGCGCGAAUCAAAGGAGGCAGAAGGUCGAAAGAAAUCGAAAUCAAGUGGCCCACCAGUGCAAAGGAAGCCAUUGAAGCACCGGGAUUAUGAAGUGGACCUCGAAUCACGCCUGGGAAAGACUCAGGUUAGGUUACAUUUAGUGAUCCGAAUGAAUAGUGCUGGAUACUACUGCUCAGUUUGUGAAUGCGUAGUGAAAGAUUCUGCAAACUACUUAGAUCAUAUAAAUGGGAAGAAGCAUCAACGAGCUUUGGGCAUGUCUAUGCGGGCUGAAAGAUCAACCUUAGAGCAGGUGCAGAGGCGGUUUGAGGUUCUCAAGAAGCGGAAAGAUACUGGAGGCUUUACAGAACAAGACUUUGAUGAAAGGAUCCUUAAACAACAACAAGAAGAUGAGGAAAUCAAGCGCCAACGUCGUGAGAAGAAGAAAGAGAAGAAUCUCCUCUCACACUUCGUCUCCGUGUGCGCCUCCCUCGACCGUAUGCCGUACGCCGCCCGCGUUUUCCGGCAGUCUCCCAGCCCCAACAUCCUCCUCUUCAACGCCGUCGUUAGGGGCCACUCCCUCCGCGGGCCCUUCCUGGACUCCAUCGCCGCCUACUCAAUCAUGAAGAGGCGCGGGAUCCGCCCCGAUGAGUUCACCUUAGCCUCCCUCCUCAAAGCCUGCGCCAAUCUCCGCCAUCUCAGCCUCGGGCUAGGAGUCCACAAGGAGACCCUAGCCCUCGGGUACCAGAGGUUCGGGCCGGUCCGUAUCGGGCUCCUGGAGCUGCUCGUCCAAUGCGGGAGGAUGGCGGAGGCCCUGAAGCUGUUCGACGAAAUGCCCCAUAGGGAGGCCAUCGCCUGGAACCUCAUGAUCUUAGGGUUUUCCAAAAUUGGCGACCUGGAAAAGGGAUUGGAUUUCUUCAGGCGAAUGGAGAUAAUGGGCUGCGAGAGAACCACCAUAACCUGGAACACCAUGAUCUCCUGUCUGGCACAGGGCAACAGGGACAAGGAUGCUUUGGAGCUUUUUCGGGAGAUGACUACUAUGAACUGCACGCCAGACGAGGCCACGUUAGCAGUGAUACUUCCCACGUGCGCUCGAUUGGGCAAAAUCGACAUUGGGAAAUGGGUCCACUCGUACGCUGAGUCGAGCGGGCUCUCCCUGAAAUCCGUGCAGGUGGGGAAUUCGCUCUUAGAUUUCUACUCCAAGUGUGGGGAUAUCGAGCGGGCCCUCGAGCUUUUCGAGCGCAUGCCUCGUAAAAACGUGAUUUCUUAUAACACGAUGAUCUUGGGCUUGGGUUUGAAUGGAGAAUGUAAGCAUGGGAUCAAGUUGUUUGAGGAGAUGAAGGCAUCAGGGGGCAUAAACCCUAACGACUCGACUUAUGUUGGGGUCUUGACUUGUUGCGUGCACGCCGGGUUGGUUCAAACGGGUAAGGAUAUUUUUGGUUCGAUUGUGGAGCCGAAAGUCGAGCAUUAUGGUUGCAUGGUCGACUUGCUUGGCCGAGUUGGAUGUGUAAGGGAAGCUUAUGAUUUGAUAAGGGGAAUGGCGGUGGUUGAGCCGAGUGCCGCCUUGUGGAGUGCUUUGUUGAGUGGGUGCCGGGCGAGUGGGGAAAAGGAGAUUGCCGAGCGUGCGUUAAACGAGCUUAUCAAGCUUGAGCCGUGGAACUCGGGGAACUAUGUUUUGUUGUCCAAUAUGUAUGCGGACAGAGGCGUGUGGACUGGGGUCGAGGAGGUUCGGGCCCGGAUGAGAAAGAAUUGUGUUGAGAAAACCGUGGGCCAGAGCGUGGUUGAGUAG
Striga hermonthica is the source of this 1854-nucleotide messenger RNA. The record is from the annotation of a GenBank genome assembly. NCBI's taxonomy places the organism in Eukaryota, Viridiplantae, Streptophyta, Magnoliopsida, Lamiales, Orobanchaceae.